AUGACUAGCAAUCCUGCAGUAGUGAUCGAUGUGGGCUCCGGCCUUUGCAAAGCCGGCUUCGCGGGUGAAGACGGUCCGAUCAGCAUCUUCCCUUCCAUAAUUGGACGACCAAAAAAUCCUCAAAUGAUGGUUGGAGUGCGAAAACAGGAAUACUUUGUUGGCGACGCGGCCCAACAGAUGCGUGGUGUAUUGACACUUCAAUAUCCCGUUGAAAAUGGGGUGAUAAAAAAUUGGGACGAUAUUGAGAAGAUUUGGUAUCACACAUUUUACAACGAACUUCGAGUCCAUCCAGAAGACCAGGCGUGUUUGCUGACAGAAGCACCGCGCAAUCCCAAAAGCAAUCGAGAGAGGAUGUGUGAAAUGAUGUUUGAAAGGUUCAAUGUUCCAGGACUUUACAUAGCAAUUCAAGCAGUUAUGUCGUUGUACUCAUCAGGAAAGACAACUGGAUCUGUUUUGGAUAUUGGUGAUGGUGCCACCCACAUAGUCCCCAUAUUCGAAGGUCAUGGAUUAAAUCAUCUAGUGCUUCGCCUUAAUUUUGCCGGUCGUGAUAUAACUGAUUACUUGAACAACCUCCUCCUUAAACGUGGAUACAGUCUAGUGUCUUCGGCUGAGCUGGAAGUUGUUCGUGACAUCAAAGAGCACUUGUGCUAUGUGGCGUUGGAUUUGGAGGAAGAAUUUAAACGAGCUCAAGUUGAUCCAAGUAUGGAAAAGCACUAUGAAAUGCCCGAUGGACAGAUAAUUCAUGUUUCAACUGAGAGAUUCCAGAGCCCCGAAAUACUCUUCAGUCCACAGUUGAUUGGUCGUGAAAUUUACGGCAUUCAUGAGGCCCUCCACCACGUAAUUGAAGGUUGUGAGAUUGAUUUGCGUCGGACAAUGUACAAAAGCAUUGUCCUCUCUGGUGGAAGCACAAUGUUUGACGGACUCAUUGACCGUCUUCAAAAUGAGGUGACUCAACUGGCUGCCAAGAAUGUCAAAGUGAAAGUGAACGGUUCAGAGAAGCGCAACUAUGCAGCAUGGAUAGGGGCAUCCAUCCUCGGAUCUCUAAAUGCUUUCAGAGACAUGGUUGUCACAAAGGAGGAGUACGAAGAAAUGGGUCCGAGGAUUGUGCACAGGAAGUGCUUCUAA
Hydatigera taeniaeformis is the source of this 1125-nucleotide messenger RNA. NCBI's taxonomy places the organism in Eukaryota, Metazoa, Platyhelminthes, Cestoda, Cyclophyllidea, Taeniidae. The record is from the annotation of a GenBank genome assembly.